AUACUUGAGACACACAACACUUAAUUGUGUGGUCCACAAUAUUUCAUCUUGAGUUCAAUCUAUCAUACAGCUGUUAGGAUAACAUUUUUAGCAUCAUUUGCCAUAUCUUUUUUUGGACACUUUCGAUUGUUGCAAGAAGCAAAGGUGUGAGAAAUUCUGCAAAUUUCUUAGCUCUUCAUUUUUGUAAAAGCCAAACCACCAAUACUGGGAUCAUUGAAUUUUCAAAUGUCGAUUUUCUUAAGAACAUCAAGCUAUAGCUAUGGAUAUCGAGUUUAUAGUAAUUUUCACAGAAAUCCUUCCCCUUCGACAAUGAAGAAUGCCAACUCUAUCCCUUCAAGGACGAAAAAAGAAUUAUCAGAAGAAAUUCAGAGACUUUCGACUCCUCAUGUUCAAACAUUUAGGCAUACAAGCCCCAAAUUUGACAAACUGCAGCCAAUAGGUGAACUUGCAAUUCAUGAAAACAGAGUCAAGAUUGGGCAGUUUGUCACACGUGAAGCUCUACUUGAUGAGGAAUUUUGGACAGCAGCAUGGCUACGAGCAGAGACUCAUUGGGAGGAUCGGGAAAAUGACAAAUAUGCCGACAACUACAAAAGGAAAUUUACAGAACAGGUAAGGACAAAUACCAUUAAUUUGAAUUGGUCAAUGUGCAAUGAUCAUAAUUCUUCGAUUGUGCAGGCAUUCAAUGAACUGAAAAAGAGAUGCAGAACACAGCUAGGAGAGAAAUCCAUCUGCAUAGUAAUGGUACUAUUACUAAUCUAUUACAUUUUGUAACUUGUAGUAAAAAUCAGCAUUGUGUUUUGUGCGACAAUAGUGAUGAACAAUAUGGAAUCAAGAAAGAAAGAAAGAAAGACAACACAAUAUUAACAUGGGUCGACAUAGGCCUAUGUCCACGGGAGUGAAACGGCUACGAUUUUGU
Molecule: messenger RNA, 916 nt
Organism: Olea europaea var. sylvestris
Lineage: Eukaryota; Viridiplantae; Streptophyta; Magnoliopsida; Lamiales; Oleaceae
Exons: 4
Coding region: 226-771 (181 amino acids)
Source: RefSeq, a predicted model, not a curated record